Molecule: messenger RNA, 1050 nt
Organism: Naegleria lovaniensis
Lineage: Eukaryota; Heterolobosea; Eutetramitea; Acrasida; Naegleriidae
Exons: 1
Coding region: 1-1050 (349 amino acids)
Molecular function (GO): protein binding
Source: RefSeq, a predicted model, not a curated record
AUGUCGCAAAAAAAAGGCGAAAGAGAAUCCAGGACCUGUGGUCUUAUCCGAGAGGCAAAACAAGUGUUAUGCAGUCCUGAUGUAUUGUAUGAAAUAUUCUCUUAUCUUGUAUUUUCUGAUGUGGUUCAUCGAAUUAUUUUGGUGAAUAAGACUUGGAAAAGCAUUGUUGCCAAUUUAAACAAACUCUGGGAAGACUAUAUUCUUUUCCAAUGGCCGGAUGCGAAACUCACAAUGGAUAUGCGACGAACGUCCUCACUUGAAACCUUUAAAAACUAUUAUACAAACAAUUGUUAUGAGUGUUUCAAGACGCUCAAAAAAGCGUCAAGCUUCUCUACGCUUCGUUCUAGAACUGGAUGUGUAAUCAAAGUAUGCGAUGACUGUGCAUUCUCAGGUCCCUAUAGUGAAAGAAAAUUGUAUACAAAAACACGAAUGUAUGAAUUGCUCAAGUUGAAUGACAAAGAUAUUGCAAACCUCCCCUACAAAGAAGGAUACAGUAACGCAUAUAGAAAAACAACAACUAAUCUCUGUCUCAAAAACUGCUAUCACAAAGCAUUGUCGAAGUACUUUACCAAAGGAGGUAUAGAAGCCAAUAACGAGCGUUUAAAGGCAAUUGCAGAAAAGAGAAGACAGAAUCUUGAAAAUGCUAAAAAGGAGAGAAAAGCAGAACUCAUAAAAGCACUUGAGGAGGAAGGACUUGAAUUGAGAGCAGAUAGCAGAUUAUGCGAAGCAUAUAUUAACGGAACCUGUCACCAAAGCUUGGAACAAGUGGUUGACACUAUGAAGGAGAUGAGAUUUUACCAUGAAACAAUCUCGAGUUAUGUUCAAAGUGAAUUUGAAGCAAUGAACAAUUGGUUCGACAACGAAGACAUGGACGAUCGCUGGUUGAGAAGAGAAAUGCGAUCAGUCAAUAGAGCAGAAAUUGCUUAUCCAGCCGCAUUGAAAAGUUGGGUCCAUGACAUGAAAGGAAAAGGUGAAACACUGGAAACACUACUCGAAACUGCUCCAUCCACUCUUCACGCUGACAUUGAGAAGGCCUACUCCAAGAAGUGA